AUUGCGUUGUUUCGAGCACAUACUGUCUACAUAGAGCAGGAUCAGCGAAUUGCCUCGGCUGGUCGCUGCGCGCGCGCACCCGCCUCACUCUCUCGGCGCGGCGCGGCGCGGCUGGCAAUACGCGGAUUGUGAACAAAGAGUGAACAAGUUAAUGUGAACAGUGUCGGACAUUUCAGUGCUUGAUUUUUAUCAAUUUUCAGAUGUGAGCAGUACUUGACGGACACACAAAAUGACUCGGGACAGUUACGAGAUGGACUCCAAUCGAAUAUCGCGUGGCGGCUCCCUCUUCGGCACUGAUCCUCAAUUACAGAUGAGAAAGGCCCUCAGAAAUAACGAGUACGCAACGUUCAAGAAGCUCGUCAGUUAUGGUGCCGUGGAUCUCGAAUAUACGUAUCCAUAUCCAGAUUACAAGACAUGUCUCGAACUGGCCGUCUCGGAGCCAGAUAGACAAGAAUUUAUCAAGCUCUUGCUACAACACGAGGUGCAAGUAAACAAAGUAAACGAUAAAGACGGUAAAGCUCCUAUUCAUCUAGCCGUCGAAAAUGGAAACCUCGAUGCCCUUGGGCUUUUACUAGAGGAUGACAGAAUCGAUGUUAACAUAAAAUGUAAGGGCAAUACAGCAUUACUUAUGGCUGUGAAAGGAAUUCAAGACCUGGAUGACAAUAGGGAAGAAAGCAUGUCCAAAUAUGAAGAUAUGAUAGAAUUGCUAUUAAAAGCUGGAUGUAACGUGAACUCGCCAGAUAAUAAAGGAAUAACACCUAUAUAUUCCGCUGCAAAACAAGGCCUCGAAAGAGUGAUCAAUUUGAUCCUAGAUUAUGCUAAGGAUCCUAUUGAUUUAGAUACAUAUAAGGACAUAAGAGGUCGAACUGCGCGUUUUUAUUUGAACGAUGCUUUUCCUCAUCUUUUGGCGAAGUUUGAAACAAUAUCUAAGCAAGAAGAAAUAAUAGAUCCGGACAAACUAUUCUCUUAUUUAAAUAGACAUGAAGAAGACAACUUUAUUCGUGACUAUACAAAACUGGUUAAGAAAAAUGAACAUCGUCCAGCUUUGGCUGCCAAUAACGGUAUGAAUACAAUGCUGCAAUUAAGUACAGAGAAAGGAUUCGAAAAAGUUGUUGGAGUCCUGUUAAAUUCCGGGGCUGACCCUAAUGCAACAUGUGCUUCUAAUACAGUUAAGCCGAUUGCUAUCGCUUGUCAAAAUGGGUACUACAAAAUUUUAAAAAUGUUUAUUGACAAUGAAUCAACACUUUUUGAUCCAGUCAACAAUGAGUCACUCUUGCAAAUAACAAUAAGAGGAAUGAAAACAAGUCCGUUAGAUUCAAAAGUAGAUUUCAAAAGUUGUAUUGAUCUGUUAUUGAAAAAUCCUAAAAUCAAUACAAAUAUUAAUUAUCCCGAUAUUAAAAAUAACACAGCUUUACAUUACGCGGCAAGAAACGGCGACAGUGACACGGUAUUAGAAUUACUCAGAAGUGGAGCUUGUAUAGGGCUUCGCAACAAAUUUGACGAGCCACCCUUGGCAGAUAUACAUGCGAAAACACUCGAAACGUACUUGGAUGAAUGUAUAUCAAGUAAUAGUGAACGACCCAGCGAUGACGAUUAUGAAAUUCAUAUAAAAUAUAGUUUCCUAGUGUAUCCAAAUAACUCUUUGGAAAAUGAAAUGUGCAGGGUACCUCUGAUGGAUAAUACAAAUAACAAUAUUAAGGAAUAUGAUGCUAUUCUAGCACCUGAAACAGAAGCACUUUUAUAUAUGACCAAAAGUGAAGAAUUGCGGCCAUUAUUAAAACAUCCAGUUAUAACGAGUUUUUUAUAUUUAAAAUGGCAACGAAUUAGCUGUUUAUUUUAUGCUAACAUAACAUUCUAUUCUUUGCUAUGGUUAUCUUUAAUUUUAUAUAUUAUAUUGGGCUAUGGUUUGGAAGAGGAACAAUCGAAAUCCUUUGAAGCAUUAAAUAUUGUAACUCAUAUUGGCGCUGUAAUCGGGUUAAUACUCUUAAUAUUUCGAGAAAUAUUUCAGUUACUGGUAUCACCGACAAGAUACUUGCAAAGUAUAGAAAACUGGAUGGAAAUUGCUUUAAUAUUUGUAACUGCUUGGAUCGUCGGGUACGAUUCCGCUUCAGAAUCCACUAAACAACAGCUAUCAGCGGUAGCUAUUCUCUUGUCUUCUGCUGAGUUGGUUUUAUUAAUUGGCCAAUUUCCUACUUUAUCAACGAAUAUUGUUAUGCUGAAGACUGUUUCUUGGAACUUUUUUAAAUUCUUACUUUGGUAUUGUAUUUUAAUUAUUGCUUUUGCGUUAAGUUUUUAUACUUUGUUUCGUAAUGUUGCGGAAAGCGAUGACCAGACACCACCGAAUCCUAAUAACACCGGAAAAGAAGGUGAAGAUGAUGAAGAAGAUUUCUUUGAGGACCCGGGGAGAUCGCUUUUUAAAACAAUUGUUAUGUUAACAGGAGAGUUCGACGCUGGGUCGAUAAAAUUUAGUACAUUCCCAGUGACAAGUCAUAUAAUAUUUAUUGUUUUCGUUUUUAUGAUUCCUAUUGUCUUGUUUAACUUGCUUAAUGGUUUAGCCGUCAGUGACACACAAGAGAUCAGAGCCGACGCUGAACUUGUCGGACAUAUUUCACGCGUUAAAUUAAUUUCAUAUUUUGAAAGUGUUCUAAUUGGCAAGGCAUACUCGAAACCGUCAAAAUUCUGGUCAUUUCUGCCACCGUAUCUACAGGAGUUGCAAGUGAUAACGCCAAAAAUAUUGUGUAUGAAACCAUUUGCAAAACGCAUUAGCCUAUUUCCAUUCUUUUUGCCUAAAUACCGUAUUAUUGUUAAGCCCAAUCAAGAUUAUACUAUUAUUAUCCCACAUGCAGAACCACUGGGAAAAUAUGGCGAUGAUUAUGAAGACGUUGAAGGAGGUAAAUGUUGCUUCGAGCGUUGUCAGAACUAUAGAUUAGAUCGGAAGAUUGUUAAGAACGCUAAGUUAGUUAUAGCCAAAAAGACAUAUGUAUCAGAAUUUGAUGAAAUUAAAAACAAGUUAUCGUUAUAUGAUACAAAAAUAGAAAACAUUGAAAAUAUUCUGAAAAAGGUUCUGCAGGCUGUUGAUAUUCAACGUAAUUAUUAAGUUUAGGUUAUAAUA
Molecule: messenger RNA, 3112 nt
Organism: Papilio machaon (common yellow swallowtail)
Lineage: Eukaryota; Metazoa; Arthropoda; Insecta; Lepidoptera; Papilionidae
Gene: pain
Product: transient receptor potential cation channel protein painless
Exons: 2
Coding region: 230-3097 (955 amino acids)
Biological process (GO): monoatomic ion transport; transmembrane transport
Cellular component (GO): membrane
Molecular function (GO): monoatomic ion channel activity; protein binding
Source: RefSeq, a predicted model, not a curated record